CCCCGGGGCUUUGGGGACACCGGGACCCGCGGGGGGAGGCGGCGGGGCCGGGCUGGGCCUCCCCGCGGCGCGGGGCCUGUCCCGGCGGGGCGGGCGCGGGGCUCGCCCUCGGCCCGGGCUCGGCCCCGGUCCUGGCCCGGGAAUCUUUAAUUCCCUGCAAAGGCGAAACAGCCCCGGGAGUUCCCCCCGCGGCGCUUUCCGGGCGUGGGAAAGGAAUAACCGGGACUCGCUCCCGUUUUUCCGGCUUUUCCCGGGGUUUUGGGAGCCGCUGUGGUGCGGGACAUCCCCGGGAGGGGGAGUGGGGAUGAGGAUCCUUUCCUGCCCUGGAAAGAUCCUGAAAAAAAUUCCUGGGAAAAAAACAUUUCCAGUGUUUAGGUGUGUCCAAGGAAAACAGGGAAUAAACGGGAUUUAUGACGAUGCUCAGGAAUUCUCCCACCACGGGAAAAUCGGGAAUAACUGGGAUUCAUUCCGGUUUUUCUGGCUCUGGAGGGUUUUCCACGGGUGGGAAUGAGGAUUCCUGCUGUUCCAGAGGGUUGGGAAAGGUUUUCAGGGAUGGAUCAGGACAGAAGAUAAGGAGCCUGAGAUAACAAUGAGCACUUUCCCUGGCAGGAGUUUCCCUGGAAAUGAGGAAUUUCCUGGGAAUUCUCUCCUUGAACCCCAAUCCCGGGCAGAUGUUUCCCGCCGGGCUCGGGCUCUAGGAUGUUGGAGAGCCGAGAGGAAGAGCUGACCACGGUGCGGGUGCAGGAUCCGCGCGUGCAGAACGAGGGCUCCUGGAAUUCCUACGUGGAUUACAAGAUCUUCCUGCACACCAACAGCAAGGCCUUCACCGCCAAGACCUCGUGCGUGCGGCGCCGCUACCGCGAGUUCGUGUGGCAGUUCGUGUGGCUGCGGCGGCAGCUGCAGAGGAACGCCGGGCUGGUGCCGGUGCCGGAGCUGCCGGGAAAAUCCGCGUUCUUCGUGGGAAGCACGGAUGAGUUCAUCGAGAGGCGCCGCCAGGGGCUGCAGCUCUUCCUGGAGAGGGUGGUGCAGAGCGCCGUGCUGCUGUCCGACAGCCGCCUGCACCUGUUCCUGCAGAGCCAGCUGCCCGUGCCCGCCAUCGAGGCGUGCGUGCAGGGCCGGGGCCCGCACUCGGUCACCGAGGCCAUCCUGCACUACGCCAUGGCCUGGGGACAGCGCGGGGACGGCGUGGCGCUGCCCGCAGCCAGCUGUGCCAGCCUGGGGAGCGCCCAGGGCUGCCUGGAGAGCUUCCCCUACUGGGGUGACUUUGGCAUGGACGAGGCGCGGCCGGAGAGCCCGGAGCGCCCGGCCGGACACGGAGUGACCCCUCUGGAGAGCCCGGAAUUCCCAGCUGGACACGGAGUGACCCCUCUGGAGAGCCCGGAAUUCCCAGCUGGACACAGAGUGACCCCUCUGGAGAGCCCGGAAUUCCCAGCUGGACACGGAGUGACCCCUCUGGAGAGCCCGGAAUUCCCAGCUGGACACGGAGUGACCCCUCUGGAGAGCCCGGAAUUCCCAGCUGGACACGGAGUGACCCCUCUGGAGAGCCCGGAAUUCCCAGCUGGACACGGAGUGACCCCUCUGGAGAGCCCAGACACCCAGUGACCCCCAAGGAGAGCCUGGAAUUCCCGGAAUUCCCAGCUGGACAUGGAGUGACCCCUCUGGAGAGCCCGGAAUUCCCAGCUGGACACGGAGUGACCCCUCUGGAGAUCCUGGAAUUCCCAGCUGGACACGGAGUGACCCCUCUGGACACCCCCAGGCCCCGCAGCCCUCGCUGGGAGAGGGAUCAGCGUGGAGCCACUGGGAUGGCUGCACUGGGAGCACUGGGAGCACUGGGAAUGCGGCCCAGCCGUGGCUGAGCUCCCUCCCAGCACAUUCCCGAU
This is a messenger RNA of Passer domesticus (house sparrow), 1880 nucleotides long. It is a transcript of the gene SNX11, whose product is annotated as sorting nexin 11. Gene Ontology annotation, biological process: vesicle organization; intracellular protein transport. Gene Ontology annotation, molecular function: phosphatidylinositol phosphate binding. The record is from RefSeq and is a predicted model, not a curated record. The coding region runs from base 700 to 1602 and encodes 300 amino acids. Gene Ontology annotation, cellular component: endosome. The transcript is spliced from 8 exons. Lineage: Eukaryota; Metazoa; Chordata; Aves; Passeriformes; Passeridae.